GCAAUAACAAUGAUUAAAAAUGUAAGGACUCGAUAAGAGAGAAAAUGGAGAAGUAUUAAUCUGAAAAUAUUAAUUUUAAAUAUGAUUGCAUACCAACGAAUAUUAAAAAUGCUUUGUUGAUUACUCAUGCAGCUGGUUGACUAUUUUCAGUUUUCCAUGUAGGCACAACUGGCUAUCACUUUUUUUAAAUGAUUAAUGUCAUGGAAGUAGAAAUCUGUAGUUCAACCUCUAUGGUAACAUGAAGUGUAACUGAGGGUUAGUAAACUGUACCCAAGUAUUUCUGAAUAUACUAAAAAGAGCUUCCGUGGCGCAAUUUGUCUGCCAGUUACAACGUAUCAGGAUAAUACCCGAUAUGGACUUUAAAGGAAAAAAAUGUUAAUAAUUUGUGUGAUCACAAACCAUGUACAGACUACUUGAUUGGCCCGUAGAAGUAUUCACGUGAUAACGUGGGCAAAUCACAUUUACGACACAGGAACAGGUACUAUCAGCAACAGUGUAUUCAGCAGCUUUUCAUAAAAGCCAUAUGAAAAACGCGCCAAAAGUUGAUUACAAAUAUAGAAAUGAAAGUGAUAACGUGGAAUAAAAUCAAAACAAAUAUGACUACUGUCAAAAUUGCAAACAAUGUGAAACUUACAAAGAAAUUGACAACAAACCGUUAAACACAAAAUUUAGCAAAAUAAAAUUUUGUAGUCGCAUGGAAAACACAUUUUGCAAGGCCACUAUUGUUGUAAUCUAAAAAACAUUUCUCUUCUCCUAUACCGAUUUUUCAUAUACUAGGUACUUUGUUUCAACUUCUUCUUUAUAUUUUAGACAAAUCAAAUAAAAGCGACUGAGAAAAUAUUGAUUCAAACACAUACGAUAAGAAAUAACAUUGACAAAGUAAACCCCGUGCGGAAUUUCUUGUUUACCUAGUGAAUGUCAGCCGCAUAUCAUAACUGCAUAUCCUAACCGCAUAUCAUAGCCGCAUAUUAUAACCCCAUAUCUUUAAGUUUAAAAAUGCUUACCCAAAUAGAAUUUUUACAAUGGAAGAAGAAACGGACGUCAACAUAUGUGGUUUUCUUGUUAAUGCAUUUUCUUAUUGGCUUAGAAUUGGGUUGCGUCAAUGCCACAUUGUGGAUAUAUGUUUCAACUCUUCUCAAAACUGACAACGAUGAAUGGUAUUAUGGCUUAAUAAACGCUGCAUUUUUCGUUCCAUCUUUAUUCUGUCCACUAAUUUUAGCAAGGAUUGUUGAUAAAAUACGUCGAAUUAAAAUAUUUUUAAUUGCGAUGUUAUGUUUAUCUAUUAUUGGUAGCAUUUUAUAUUCAAUUCCUGUGUCUCCACUGUAUCCUUUAAUUGGAAGAUUUUUAAGCGGAUUUACUAUGGCUGUGGGUCCACUUAUAAUUUCCGAGGUGGCAAGAUCUUACACAAGUAAAGAAUUAAUGCAACGAAUACCCCUGUUAAACGGAAGUCGAAUGUUUGGUUACGCGUUUGGUCCUUGUAUCUCGUUAUUUUUUACGAAAGUUGAUUUCUGGAUUGGUCAAAUACAUAUAACAUACGCAAAUAUCAUUGGUCCCAUUCUAAGUAUAUUUGGCGUUAUUUCUUUUUUUGCUGUUGUAUUUUUUACGCAUGAUCUAUCUCGAGAAUAUGAUAUGAAGUCAAGUAUAAUGGAAAAGACUGAACAAGAUAACUACAAUUUUUCUACUUCUGAAUCGACACUGGACGUAAUUAAAAGGAUGUUACAAACUUUUGAUACACUGCUGCUUAUCAUCAUUUCAUUAUUUUUUGGUGUCGUUGAUCAGUUAAUAUUUCGUGUAUUUCCCCUACUAAUUAUACAGAAACUAAAUUUUAGCUAUACUGGUUUGAACUUGUCGCUUGUUGCUCUUUCGUUGUUCAACACAGCCCUUAUCAUAGGUUUGGUAUAUUGGAAAAUGUCGGACCAUCAGAUCUACUACACUGGAGUAUUGAGUGUCAUAUCAGUAAUGAUAACAACUUCUUUGCAGCUUUUAAUUUACCACAAAGUUGGAAACUUAACUACUUUAUAUUUUCUGAUAUCAUUAACAAUAAUAGGUUCCGUCAUCUUCCUUCUUUCAGAUCAAACAUUUGGCGUAGUUGUAUGUGCAAGGCUGGCUUCUUCGUGCAAUCAAGGUUUUAUGGAAGGUGCGCGGUUGUUUUCUCUCCAAAGUGGUCGAAUUAUUGGAGGAGUGUUCGUUGGGACUUAUUAUGAUUUUAUGAAUGCAUUUUAUCUUGGAAUCAAUAUUGUAUCAAUCCUGUUUUUGUGCGCCAUCAUUUCUAGAAGAAAAACACUUUCAAGUCCGGUACCAGUUAUAUAAUGAAUUGUUACAGACAUUCUUUGAUAGCAACAUAGAUUUUUUGAACAAGGUUUAAUGUUACAUAGAUUUCUGCAUGUUUAGGCUCAACUUUUGCUUAUUUUUUGCUCGUUGAUUAUCAACUUAAAAAGACCACAUUAUGUUUUCUUGCCCAAUAAGACUGAUGCAUCAAUUAAAAUGGCUAACAUAAAUAUUAGAAGAAACAAAUUCUUACAAACUAUUGCUAUUUUUGUAACUACUACUUUUUUUUGUUUGUUUAUUUGUUUGCAAUAAGAAUAGCGAAAACGCUUCAUUUUUUACAUUCUGCACGCUUUAGCUUUAACGCGUUAUAUACAAACGAGAUCAAAGUUUUUAUAAUAAUUUUUCUGAUUGGUUUUAUUUUCAACAUGUACUGAAAAUUCAAGAACGCUGUGUUAUCACUUUCAAAUCAAUUGCUAGACUA
Hydractinia symbiolongicarpus is the source of this 2749-nucleotide messenger RNA. RefSeq lists its product as uncharacterized. Lineage: Eukaryota; Metazoa; Cnidaria; Hydrozoa; Anthoathecata; Hydractiniidae. Gene Ontology annotation, molecular function: transmembrane transporter activity. The record is from RefSeq and is a predicted model, not a curated record. Gene Ontology annotation, biological process: transmembrane transport. Bases 997 to 2310 code for a protein of 437 amino acids. The transcript has a single exon.